UCGAGCAUACAUCAACUUUCAUGCCAGAGAAAAAAAUAAAAUUUCUGUUUGUACGUAAAAUGAAAAUCUCAUCUAUAGCGUUCGCAAUUCACGUUACAAUUCUCGCGAAUCUCUUUGCUUGGAGUGCUGCCAAACAGCCACCCGAUAGCUGCAGAUCUUUGGAAAAUACCAUUUGGGUGCAUUUGUGCAGGGGAACUGUAUCGCAGGAGAUUAAAAUCAAAUACAAAGAUCAGCUAACCAGUAUUGGAACGCCAUUCAAAGUUUUGUCUCUUUCCCUAGAUAGAAACUCACUUAUGGUGAGUUUCUUUACUUCCAAAAUACAAAAUUGUGCCGUCGUAAAGAUAAAUGCAAAUAUGAGUAUGGUGUGCAAUGGUAUCAAUGCUACUCCAAAACAACAAAUGGUCUACUGUUUCAACUUCAAUCUGCAAUAUGUUAGUGAUUUAAUCAAAUUGUGUUACGACCAGGAGGAUAAUUUAUCAAUGGCCCCGCGGAACAUGAAAUUCGGGGUAUUACAUUACAGUCAUAUACCACCUCUACAAUCGGUGCAAGUGCGUUUCGAUGGGAGAAAUAAAUAUAUUUUGCUUCUAAUCUCAGCCGUGUUAGGCAGAGCGAUGUAAAUAAAUAUUUCUUCAUCAACA
Molecule: messenger RNA, 638 nt
Organism: Anastrepha ludens (Mexican fruit fly)
Lineage: Eukaryota; Metazoa; Arthropoda; Insecta; Diptera; Tephritidae
Exons: 1
Coding region: 21-617 (198 amino acids)
Source: RefSeq, a predicted model, not a curated record